GAUAUAAACAGCAACAGGAAAAUCAAUAAGAAGCCAUCGACUAGUGCGUGUUAUUAUAUCUGUCAAGACUGUUUGGUGCAUCUUGGUGAUCUAGGUAAUAAAAUAAUAUAAUUUUCACUAUCACCUGUAUUCUAAAAGCUCACUCACACUCAAAGAGUGGAGCUUUUCUUGAGUGUCUGCUGUUUUUGAAUAGCGGGAGGGUGAGUAGUCGCAUAGUAAGGUACGAGACUAACCCUCCGGCUAUUCAAAAACAGCAUUGACACUCAAGGGAAGCUCAGAUUGAACCUCCACUCUUUGAGUUUGAGUGAACUUUCAGAAUACAGGCGUAUCAGUGCCUUACACUUAUACGUCUGUAGAUAGUCAGAAUUUUCAAAUUUAUUUGAGAUUUUUUCCCCAGCUCGUUACAGAAAUGAAACUGUGGAAGCUGAAGUCUACUACAAGCAAGCCUUGCAACUGGUCCCAACGAAUGGUAUAUACAUGCAUGCUUAUGUUUUGAACCUUAUACAGUACAUGCAUCUCAGGCUUUGAAAUUUGUGGUAUUCCGAUAUCCACAGGAUACUGGGUUUCAAAUUUCAAUUCUCUUUCGCAAAGGUAUCCCAUUGAAGAGUGCUGAAAAUUUCAAGCCUUUCGGCUUUUUGCAUAUUCUACAAUUACCAGGGGUUAAAAAUGCUUCAGAAAUGCCGUAACUAUAUAGGUCGUUUUGCCCAUGUUUUCUGCUGUGCAUUUCCAGUAAAUAAGAAUAAAGAUGUUUGCGAGCAUUUAUCGAGUUUCAAAGCAUUAGCCAUUCCGAAGUUGAUGAGAGGACUGGGGACGAGUGUUAAAAAGUGCCCAAAUUAAGAAAUGAACCAAAUCACUAAAAAGACCACCUCAAAAUUAGUAAGUAUACAAAGUUUGAAGACGUUUACAUGAAUACACUUCGAAUAAUAAGCUUUCGAAAAUUGUGAUAUUUACUAUGAAAUGUAAUUCUUGUUUUUGAGACGCGCGUCCCAAAAACAAUCUUUUAAUCAGUAAUUUCACAAUUUUCGAAGGCUUAUUAUUCGAAGGGUAUUCAUGUAAACGUCUUCAAACUUUGUAUACUUACUAAUUUUGAGGUGGUCUUUGUAGUUAUUGGGUUCAUUUCUUAAUUUGGACACUUUUUAACACUCGUCCCCAGUCCACUCAUCAACUUCGGAAUGGCUAAUUGAGAAGAUCAGCGUUACUGCAUGCAAUACACCUUUUCGGAUAGUACAUCAUUUAGAGCCUCGUUUUCGGGUAUGUGAUAUUAGUACAUAUAUAUAUCAAUGGCGAAAACGAGGCUCUAUAGCCAGAAGGGUGUAAAAGAUAUUCCAGAAGGGUGUGAAAGCAAAUUCCAGUCAACUUUUCGUUGUAGACUAAUUUGAACAUCAAAAUUUCUGUUCUGGGACCAUUUUUGCCUACGCCCCUAAACACAAAGGAGCUGCAUUAAGUGUUUGUUAUAAUUAGAGUUCUAAAACGCACAAAGAAUUGACGUGUGUGUUUAAUGGGUUUUUUACAGGUCAGCCCUACAAUCAACUGGCGAUUUUAGCCAGCUCGCGUGCUGAUACGCUGGGAACUGUGUAUUUUUAUUGCCGAAGGUCAGUCAGAAUAUUAACAUGCGGUUUUUUUCAAAUUUUGUCACAGAUGUGAUUAAUACACACGUUAAUUAAAACGCACAAGUUGUUACAAGUCUGCAAAAAAGUUGUUACAAAUAUGUUCACAAACUGUCAACAAGUUGUCCUCGCACGGCUUGUUCCCAGUUCUUGUAACAAGUUUGGAUCAAACUAUUAAUAACUUGUAACAAGCUUGAUGGCAUUAUCAGACUUGUAGCAAAGUUGUUCUAACAAGUCUGAUACAUAUAAUACUAUUGUAUUGAAACACCACGUAAAUUUAUAAUACAAUCAUGAUAAUGAAUCUGAUACAAUCAUGAUAUAACAUAAGUCUGAUACAAUCAUGAUAUAACAAGAAUGUUACAAGGUUGAUGACACAAGGUUGUAACAAUACUGCUAUAUCAUGACUGUAUCGGACUUGUUGGAACAACCUUGUAACAAGCCUGAUAAUAUCAACAAGGUUGUUACAAAUUGUUAACAGCUUGUUCCAAACUUGUUGACAACUUGUGACAAGCAGUGCGAAGACAACUUGUUGACUGCUUGUUAACAAACUUGUUACAAGAUGUAAGAUUUCUGCUUGUGUAUGUGCCAUGCCUGAAUUUGUACGCCCAAUAAUAUUUCGUCAAAUGUCCGCCGAUAACUGCAAGGCAGUUAAAAUCUCUUUAUGUGAUAUAUUUGAGGAGAGUCAAGGGUUACAUUAGCGAUGCUCUAUCGCUGGUCUCAUUAACUCGUUGUUUUCAAAAGUUUUUAAUACUGUUUGUUCUCUUUUCCUUUAGUAUUGCCGUAAAGAAUCAGUUCCCUGCUGCAUCUACGAAUCUGAAUAAAACAUUCAGUAAGGCGUGUCAAUCUGGAAACAGGUAAGCAAUGUCAAAGAAAAGCUGAAUCAAAUAAAGUAAAUACUGUUGUUAAUGUCUCAACCACCUCAAAAAUUAUUAAAACCACUUUGAUUUUGAAGGGAAGACACUGUCUACAGCAUGUACCAAUUUCCAAUUAGAAUGAUUUUUUCUGUCCGACGUUCAUUGGGUUCUAAUAGGAAAAUUUAAGUUCCUAUUGGAAUUCCAAUUGGAUUUUUUUUGUAAAGUUUGGACAACUUGGGUUCUCACUUUUGUGAUAUAUCAGCUGUACGAACAGUUAUAUUCAGACGUUCAUCAAUUUAAUAGUUGACAAUGUUUUCUUUGAAAAAUAUUUUUUCAGUUCACCUCCUGUUGAAAAGAUCGCCAAAGCUGAAUUUAUCCAAAUGUUCAUUCAGUUUCAUGGUUGCAUUUAUCUUGCCCAAGGUAGGUUGUUAAAUUCCGCAUUAGAAUGAAGGUCGAACAGUAUAUGCUCUCAUUGUUUUAUGACCACAGUAAUUUGAGUAAUAACAUGAUGAUAAGCGAACUGUGAACAACAAUUACAAUUCAUUAAUUCAAAUACAAUAAUCAAGCAAGACUUUGCAGCAGUCAAGCAAGUUGAUGGCCGGGCGGCACACAUGACCGACACAACUCGGCACCAGAACUGGCAGAGCAUCCCACCCCACCCCCUCCCUCCCCCACCACACCAUGCUGGAUCCAUCCCUGUUUAUGACAUAACGUUUUGGACAGUUUUUAGUGCAUGUCAGUGACUGUGAUUCGAUUCCAGGAAAGACACUAAUUUUAUGUCAGUCAAUGUCAGUCACAUUUUAGAUAAGUGCUACCAGUACCAGAGUUUGUCUAUACCGCAGAUUUUCUCCUAUUUUCCCCCUGUUUCUCUUGUGGUUAUACUUGAGCAACAAGAGAUGACUCUUGAUAGGCUUCCAGGAAGAACAGUUUAGGGCUAUCCAGUAAAAAUCGUCAAGUUUAUUUUAUAUUUUCAUGCGAUUAUUUGUUUAGAUCUCAAUGUUGCCAAGCCAUUAACUGAGAAAGCAAUCCCUGAACUGAAGGUACGUUUCAUUCGCAUAGUAUAUUGAUUCCCUUAAGAUAAACUUGCGAAGGAUGCAUUGAUUCUCUCUCAUAUUUAGACGUUGCUAGAAUCAGAUGAUCUUCCUGCGAGUGAUCUUAUCAAGUUGGUUACCAUCAAUCUAUUCCUACUGUAUCACAUCGCCUCUCUUGAUGAUGGUGAUGAUUAUGACAGCCUUGGGAAAGAUGAUCACCACGUAUGAAUUUUUUGUUUUAUUGUACAAUGAAACCCUAGCUAGGAAACUCUCUGAAUAUUAAGAUACCAGGAUAGUACAAUGUUUUUGAUAUAUUUUCUUUUUUGUUUAGGAUUCCUGGGUUGUUACUUUGGACUUUACAAGUAAGGCACUUGACUUAUGUGCGUAGUAGAGCGUUCCGGAAAGUACUUAGCCUUGAUAGAAAUCUCGUUUUCAUGAUUGAGAAACCGGUUUUAGAGUACUUUGUCUUGUUACUGGUGACCUAAUAAAUAUCUGUUUUUAUAACUCUAUGAUUUCGUAAAUAUGUCGUCACCUGUAACGGGAUAAACCCAAUAUCUUGAUCACGAAAACGAGGCCAGAUUGCCAAGGCAGAAUACUUAACAGAAGGGUGUAUUCAUUGGAAUAUACUUCAAGGAUAUGAUUAGAUUAGAUUAGAUUAGAUCGGAUGGAACAUGAUAUGAUAUAACAUGACAUGACUUAACUUGACGGAACAACAACAAAGAAUGGAAUUGAAUUGAAUGGAAAAGAAGUAAAGGGAAAGGUGUUUUACCUGAGUUCUUAAUAGACUGAUCUUCCCGUUGUUUUCCAGUGAAAAUGCUGCAGUGUUUUGUGGAGAGAGCCACGCAUCAAGAUGAAGCCGAAGUGAAGAAUUCUGAAGAUUCAUCUCUUACUAGCAUCUUACCAGCUAUAUUUAUCAUUUGUCAAUGGUUGAAAGCUAACUCUCCGAGUAUAUUUAAAGAUGAUGUUGUAACUGAUCAACCUCAGUAAGUUCAAAAUACGAAACGUCCAUGGAGGAAAUUGUAUUCUUACUUAUUCUUUUCAUUUCUUCGUUGUCCUUUUCAGACUUUGGUUGGAUUUUGUGAACAUGUUGAAUAGUUUUGCUGUUGACAGUGGACCAGAAAAAUCAGGUAUUGUAACAAUAACGUAACUCUUUUUACUGUAUGCACGCUGUCUAACUUUAGUACCGAAAUAUGAAACUUAAUAGAAUCAUGCGUUUAUCUUCAUUCAGACGCUGUUUUGCCAGAAGAUCAAGAAUUACAAGGCUUUCUACCACUGCAAAGUGUUCAUAGGUAUGUUUCUAAGUGGCUGUUUAUACUGUCAAUAGGGCGAGCCGGCCCGGGUACCCGAUCUGGCCCGUUUCAGGCGAGAUCCUGCCUUUGUUAUUAUGUCCGCUAAAUUUCAUCUUGUGUUUAUAUGGGCUGAUAUGAGCUGACCUGCCUAAGCAAGAUUGCGCCUCAACUGUCCCGGGAUCUUUGGUGACCGGACUGGGAAUUUCCCAUAUAAACGCAAAUAUCCGGGCUGGCUUGCCAACUCGGGCUGAGUGUUAUUGCUGGCGAGCCUGCCCGCCUCAAUAGUCUCAUGUAAACAGGGGACGAAAUCAGUUCGCCAAAGCGAGCUAGCUCGGGUACCUGGGCUGGCUCGCCUCCACAUAAACAUCCCUAACAACUCUUUUAUGGUUAGGGUUUAGUUUGCUGAAAUGCAUGGGUGACAGAACUGAAGCAGAAGACCAAUGAAAUCUUGUGCCACCCAAAUUUGUCUUCUUUAUGUGAUUUUUUGCACACAUUAUAGAAAGCUGGAGUUGACUUCGAAACAAAGCUCCAAAAAGGAUGAGCUUGUUGAAAGGAAAACAAGACUUGUGGACUUUGGCGUUUAUUUAUCUCGCCAUUCUAACGGGUAUGUGCUUUCCAAAAACAACCGAGAACUGUAUAGUGCUUGCAUUAUUCCAUAGUACAACAUUAUUUAAAUUUAAUCUUUUUUAGAAUUGUUUCCUGUCAAAAAAGAGACAAUGGAUACUACAGGUUUAUUUCU
This is a messenger RNA of Paramuricea clavata, 5520 nucleotides long. NCBI's taxonomy places the organism in Eukaryota, Metazoa, Cnidaria, Anthozoa, Malacalcyonacea, Plexauridae. The record is from the annotation of a GenBank genome assembly.